AGCAUUUGAAACUGAAAGUAAAAGUAGCAAUGAGCCAAACGGCAUUGGAGCUAACAGUUCAGUUAAAAACUGGCGAUUCUAAACAAUUUACCAAAUCAUGUGAUACAAAUAACACAUCUGUUACUCUCAACAGUUUACGUCAAAACUGCGUUACAUUGCAAAAGGAGGUUAACGAUUUCCUGACCACUCUGGUCGAGGAAGAACGAAGUGUUUCAAAUGUAAACAACGAAUCGAAAACAAACGAUUCGAUGGAAGAUGAUGAUCUCAGUGAUGAUGAUGACGACGAUGAGGAGGAGAACGACGAAGAAGACGGCGUUAAUUCUAGUGGUCCCAAGUGUAAAAGACUGAAACAAUAACAUAUAUUCAUUAUCAUUUUGUUUUACGCAUCAAUCCUGUCAUCGUUCUGAAAUUUUAUGUGAUAAAUCAUUUCAAAUUUA
Molecule: messenger RNA, 437 nt
Organism: Magallana angulata
Lineage: Eukaryota; Metazoa; Mollusca; Bivalvia; Ostreida; Ostreidae
Product: EKC/KEOPS complex subunit GON7-like
Exons: 2
Coding region: 30-356 (108 amino acids)
Cellular component (GO): EKC/KEOPS complex
Source: RefSeq, a predicted model, not a curated record